Molecule: messenger RNA, 2249 nt
Organism: Protopterus annectens (West African lungfish)
Lineage: Eukaryota; Metazoa; Chordata; Ceratodontiformes; Protopteridae
Gene: DTD1
Product: D-aminoacyl-tRNA deacylase 1
Exons: 6
Coding region: 103-726 (207 amino acids)
Biological process (GO): tRNA metabolic process
Cellular component (GO): cytoplasm
Molecular function (GO): D-tyrosyl-tRNA(Tyr) deacylase activity
Source: RefSeq, a predicted model, not a curated record
AAAGUAAGCAGCAUUCUACCUUCCCACCGCGCUCCCUGUGUCACUGUAGAGCUAACGACCACUUCUCGCUGAAGGCAAGGAUUUUGCGUCUUACACGCCAUUAUGAAGGCAGUAGUUCAGAGAGUUACAAAAGCCAGUGUUACAGUGGGUGAAGAACAGGUCAGUUCGAUUGGCCGUGGGCUGUGUGUACUGCUGGGAAUCUCUGUAGAAGACACAGUAAAAGACGCAGAGUACAUGGUUCGGAAGAUCCUUAAUUUGCGGCUGUUUGAAGAUGAGCAUAAGAAGCCUUGGUCUAAAAGUGUUAUGGAUAAGCAGUAUGAGGUGCUUUGCAUAAGUCAGUUCACACUACAGUGUAUCCUGAAAGGGAACAAGCCUGACUACCACAUGGCCAUGCCUGCUGAGCAGUCUGAGGUGUUUUACAAUGAGUUCUUGGAGCACAUGAAGAAGAGUUACAAACCAGAACUAAUCAAAGAUGGCAAGUUUGGAGCCUAUAUGCAAGUACAUAUCCAGAAUGAUGGCCCAGUAACUAUAGAACUGGAGUCUCCAAGAACACCUUUGGAUCCAAAGCAGCUUUUGAAACUGGAAAAACAGCAGCAAAGAAAAGAGAAGACCCGAGCUAGAGGACCAUCUGAAUCUGGCAGAGAGAAAAACGCCCCUCGCAGCAAAGAUGAUCCCAGUGCCAGCAGUGGGGCAGAAGGAGAUGUGUCAUCUGAAAGGGAACCAUAAUUUACCAACUUCCAGAGCAGAUGACAUUCUCAAAAUGGCUGCACUGGAUCCUUCAGACUUCAUAGAAGACUUGGGCCAGCUGACAGUUGAACUUUGUUUCAGACAACUAUGAAGAAGAAAAAAGGGGGGAGGGUUACCAGGCUGCAGUUGUAUUAUGGGAUGAAUGGCUCCAAAGUAAUGUUCAAUGUUCUGGGGUUAAAUUACUGUCCAGCUUGUUAAAGAGCCAAUGAACAGAUUAUUUGCUCUUUUUUUCAUCUUCUCCAUGACUGUGUAUGUAUAUAUUUUUUGUCUUAGUCUUCCCUUCUUCUUGUCAUAUGACACUAGGAGACAGAAGUGCAUACACUUACGUAGUGGUGAGCUGUGUGACAUUAGCAUACUGUGUGUAGCCCUUGCUGUAUGUAGAAGCACAGAAGCUGGUGAGAGAUAAGGACCACUGUGCCUGUUUUCUCUUCAGUAUAUACUAGUAAAUGCACAACUCACACUUAUCACUAGCUUCACUUUCUAUUUCUUUUUGCCAGAGGAUUUUGUCUAGGUAUGUCUUCCCAACUUCUUUUGAAAGGCCUGUCUUGUAACCAAAGUCUGUAUGUUGCAGGAAGACUGAGCAGGAUUUUGUUAUAGCUCAUCAGUUGCCGAGUAGAGAGUACUACACAAUAAAAGAACAUUGGCAUUGCGCAGUGAUCUGUAGUAUGCACAAUUAGCUUUAGCAAGCACAGCAUAUAAAAAAUAAUUUCAUGCUGCUGAUAUAGCUGUCAAUGUGUGCUUUUUUCUAUGUAUUGCUGCUGUGUCGGAUUAUAGCAAGUGGGUUACACAGUUAUUUUACUGACAUUAGGGCAGUGUAGCAAAGGGCUAUUUAAUGUUAGUAGUUGCACUGCUAUUUACGUACAUUACCUUAUGCCUUUUAUCUUUCCGGUGUGUGUGCACCUUAAGACAUAUGUUUUCAUUGCCACUCUACAUUGGAAAAAAAUGCUGUGUGCAAAAAUGUCAGGCUUGCAUGAGCACAUACUACCUUGUUCAUAUUUACACUGUCUGUGUCACUUUCCUUUAUUGUUACUCAUGCUAGUGUACGUGUUUUUCUAAGAUUGUAAAAAAAGGGAAGAAGCAUACAUGUAAUGUGUACCAACUUGCAUCUGAACCUUUUUCUUUGUAACAAAAAAAAAAAAUCAUGUUAAAGUUGUAGUGCACAUUACAUGUCAAGGCAUUGUGAAAUAUGACUUAAAAUGCUGCAUUAUGCAUGGUGUUUUAUUUCAUUUACAACAUCAAUUAGCUGUUUGUAUAUACAGAGUUGCUCUGAGUUUCACUGUUUGCUGGGUUUCAGCAGUUUUUAUCCAAAUCAUACAGAUGGUGUAUCUGAGCAGUUGCUGUUUUAUCUAGUUUUGACAGUGUGAUUAAUUUUAAUGUGAAUGUUUUGACAGUACUGUAAUGUACAGCACUGUUUGCAUUCCAACCUGUUUCUUCAUAUCUGCUGUGUAGCAGAUGAGCUCUGUAACCACUGGAAAAUUGCACUAAAAGAGUUGAUAAGUCCA